Trichophyton rubrum CBS 118892 is the source of this 2442-nucleotide messenger RNA. RefSeq names its product ATP-dependent RNA helicase DRS1. Gene Ontology annotation, molecular function: ATP binding; nucleic acid binding; RNA helicase activity. The transcript has 2 exons. Lineage: Eukaryota; Fungi; Ascomycota; Eurotiomycetes; Onygenales; Arthrodermataceae. The record is from RefSeq and is a predicted model, not a curated record. Bases 1 to 2442 code for a protein of 813 amino acids.
AUGGCGCGACUCGAUCCUGAAGACGACUUCGUCUUCACACUGUCCGAUGAGGAAGCCCCAAACGUCGACUCGGAUGCCGAAAUCGUUGUUAAUAAUAAGGGAAAAGUUACAGGUACUAAACGAAGAAGAGACGAACCUGAAAACACCCAAGCUGAACAAAGCACAAACUCGAAGAAGCGGAAGAAGCAGAAAAAAGGUGGAAUGAAUGCUACAAAUAGCAAUAAAACAGACAAGGGCGCCAACGAUGAUGCGGAAGAAGAGGAUGAAUUCGGCGAAGACGAAAAUGGUGUUUUGGACCCUGAUUUCGAGUUCGACGUUGGCGGGGUUGCGAAUGGUGGAUUAGUGGAAGACUUUGAUGGAUGGGGAGAUGAAGAAAGAAACAAGACCAAAGUAGUAGAAAAGAAAGGUGUCGACAUUGAUGAUAUCCUUGAUCGAAGGAGACAAAAGAAACUCGAAAAGGAAGAGCGUGAGAGAAAGAAAGCUGAAAAGAGAGCUUCUGAGGAGCGCGAAGAUAUGGAUAACGAUGAAGCAGAGGCGGAGGACGAUAACGAUGUGCAGGUGGACCUUGAUGAUGACGAACUCCUUGCUCCUGAUGCGUUUGGAAUGGGCGCUCAGGACGCCUCAGAAAGUGAGGCGGAAGGUGAGGAAGCCGAGUCUGAUGAAGAUGGAGAAGAAAGCAAUCCUGAAGAUGAAGAGGAGGGCGGUGAUGAUGACGAUGAUGAUACCAACUCUGUGGCUUCGGCAGUACCACAUCCAGAUGACCUUGCGUCUGAUGAAGAUGGUUCAGGCAGUGAAAGUGAAGACGAUGACGAGAUCCGCAAGCAAAAUGAGUUUUUUGCUCCCGAGGAACAAGUGACUGAAUUAAAGUCUACUUCUAGAGCGCCUGCUUCUUUCCAGAAUCUUUCUCUGUCUCGUCCCAUCCUCCGAGGCCUCGCAUCUGUAGGAUUCUCAACGCCUACGCCUAUUCAGAGAAAAACGAUACCGGUUGCCUUGCUUGGCAAGGACGUGGUUGGCGGUGCUGUGACUGGUUCGGGUAAAACUGGCGCCUUCAUCGUCCCUAUUCUUGAACGUUUACUUUACAGACCGAGAAAGGUCCCGACAAGUCGAGUUGCUAUUCUAAUGCCGACACGAGAACUGGCUGUGCAGUGUUAUAACGUUGCGACAAAACUGGCUACGUUCACUGACAUCACUUUUUGUCAGCUUGUAGGUGGUUUCAGUCUGCGAGAACAAGAGAAUAUCCUGAAGAAGCGUCCUGAUGUCAUAAUUGCUACACCUGGUCGAUUCAUUGACCAUAUGAGGAAUUCAGCAAGUUUCACGGUAGACACCUUGGAAAUAUUGGUUCUUGAUGAAGCCGAUCGCAUGCUUGAAGAUGGAUUUGCGGAGGAAUUGAACGAGAUUUUGACUACGAUACCAAAGUCAAGGCAGACGAUGCUCUUCUCUGCCACCAUGACUAGCUCUGUCGAUAAACUCAUUCGUCUUGGCCUUAACAAACCUGUUCGAUUAAUGGUUGACUCAAAGAAACAGACCGUGGGCACCCUUGUUCAGGAGUUUGUAAGAUUAAGGCCUGGAAGAGAGGAUAAACGAUUGGGUUAUCUCAUGUUCUUGUGCAAAACUGUUUAUACAAACAGGGUUAUUGUAUUCUUCCGCCAAAAGAAAGAAGCACAUAGGGUUCGAAUCAUUUUCGGGCUUAUGGGCUUGAAGGCGGCUGAACUUCAUGGAAGCAUGAGCCAAGAGCAGAGAAUUAAAAGUGUGGAAGACUUUAGAGAUGCCAAGGUAUCAUACCUCCUGGCGACGGAUCUUGCAUCUCGUGGUCUUGAUAUCAAGGGUGUUGAGACCGUCAUCAACUACGAAGCACCUCAAUCACACGAAAUCUAUCUACACAGAGUCGGACGUACUGCCCGUGCUGGCCGGAGUGGUCGCGCAUGUACUAUCGCUGCGGAACCGGACAGAAAGGUGGUCAAAGAAGCCGUUAAAGCAGGGCGUGCACAAGGCGCAAAAAUAGUGAGCCGAGUAAUAGAGCCAGCCGUUGCUGACAAAUGGGCGGAACAAGUCAACGACCUAGCUACAGAAGUUGAAGAAGUUCUUCAAGAAGAGAAGGAGGAGAAGCAGCUUGCACAGGCAGAGAUGCAGGUCACUCGUGGGAAGAACUUGAUCGACCACCAGGAGGAGAUCAUGUCCAGGCCCAAGCGCACGUGGUUUGAGUCGGAGAAGGAAAAGCGAGAAUCAAAGAAGCGAGGUCUGAUGGAGCUUAAUGGACCAGAUUCUGUGAAGAAGGGAAAGAAAAAACUCAGCGGCAAGGAUAAGAAGAAGCUGGAUGAUGCACGGAUGCGAGAGGAAGGCCGUGUAUGGAAGAAGGGCAAGGCUGAGCGAGAAGCUAAACCUGGCAGCCAAAAUAAGGGUAAAAAGAAGAAGAAUAGCGGCAAAGCAGGGAAGAAGCGCUAG